This is a messenger RNA of Onychostoma macrolepis, 4725 nucleotides long. RefSeq names its product armadillo repeat containing 5 (gene armc5). Gene Ontology annotation, molecular function: protein binding. Gene Ontology annotation, cellular component: cytosol. Lineage: Eukaryota; Metazoa; Chordata; Actinopteri; Cypriniformes; Cyprinidae. The record is from RefSeq and is a predicted model, not a curated record. Gene Ontology annotation, biological process: anatomical structure morphogenesis.
AGAUGGCGCCAGUGAAAAUCUGAGGCGAUUGCGCUUUGUAGCGCGUAGGAAAUUUGACGUGAGUAAGAUGAAAAGUUAACGAAGCCUUCUCACUCUUCAUCGAAACAUCAAAAUACACCCAAAUAGAGUACUCUCAGGCAGCACUGUCAAGGAUUUAAUUUUUUGUGGCCUACCUCCCAUUGUAGGCCGUAAUGAAAUAUAUCGCAUUGGUUAAAAUACUUCAUUUCCCAGAAGUCAUUGCUCUGGGCUUGCUUUGAUUGAUGAACAUGGUAGUUGUAGUUUUUCGAAUGCUUGUUUCUCUGUAAAUGGAAUGUAUCAAUCAUAGGAGAACUUUGUAGUAAUUCCUGUGUUCUUUUAUUUAUUUAUUUUUCGUUUUUUAUUUCUUGGUGGAAUAAGUGUUUGUUGCUAAGUUAUUUAAAGCCACUGAAAUAUUGUUGCACCCUACUUUAUUAGGAAGAUAAAAUAAUUAAGUUACAAAACAGGGGGUGGUGGUGGGGAGGUGCUUCUGGACUCCUGGUUCAUCAUGUCUACACCUCCAGAACAAGGAGUUAAACGACAUUCGAAAGGUUUGAACAGCACCUCAGAGGCAUUCGCCACUCUCCCAGAGUCCUCUCUGACCUGGUGUUUGGCUCAGCUGUCCAAAACACGCACAUUAGCAGACAGUCACAGCAGUGGACUGACAGGAGCAGAAAAUAAGAUCGUCACUGGAGGUGACAAAGCCAGGGAUGCAGACAAGAGACUGAAAGCUGGUCAGUGGAGGGCAUUGGUGGCCAUUCGGACGCAGCACAUUAAAGGAGGUGGUAGCAGGAUAGCCCGCUACCAAUCACGAGGAGGACUUCCUCCUCUGCUGGAUCUCCUCAGGCGACCAGAAAGCUCCAGGAAGUUUUUGGACCUGGCACUUAGCAUCCUGGCCAACUGCUGCACUGAAAAACAGACAAGACUAGAAGUAAGAAAGCUUGAUGGCAUAUCUGUUGUUGUGGAUGUCCUCAAGAGGAAUGUCUCUGUGGAGACGGUGCAAAAUCGAGCAUCACGUGCUUUGGGAAAUCUCGCGAUGGAUCCAGAGGGUUCUGCUGAGGUCCACUCUGCAGGUGGUGUUCCACUUCUCCUGAUCUGCUUGUCUCUCUCUCCACCUCCAUCCUCUCCUUCUUCACUGACUCCAGCCCCCGAACUCUGUGCUCCUAAGGUGGAAUGUGUCCAGUCUGCUGCUCGGGCACUUGUCUACCUUUCUGACACGCCUGCCAACCGGCUUCUGCUGCUUUCACAAGGCGCUCUUCCAUCUCUCGCGUUGUUCAUUGCUCCAGAGUACCCUUUAGGUCUGCAACGGGCGACCCUUCGUGCCAUUCAUGAGCUCACCAGAGGCUGCAGUGCAGAGUGUGCCAGGGAGAUGUCCAGGUCCGGGGCAUUGACUCAGCUGGGGGUCCUCGUCUCAGGAGAAGGUGGUCGGCCUUUGGAAGAGCUAGCUUUGAAGACUCUGGCUAACUUGUGCUCUCAAGGCUGCCUGAGGCCGCUGGUCGGUUCUUUGGGAGUCAUUCAGAAGUUCGCAGAGGAAGUGAAGAAGGAUCCUCUGAAGUCGGGUGUGUUCUUCAAGGCCCUGUGCCUCUGCUGCAGAGAGGCUGUGAACAGGGCUAAAGUAAAGGAGAGCGGGGGACUGGAGGUGUUGAUCAGCUUUUUAUCUGCCCAUCAAAACCAUCCGCUCACGCGUUUCGCCGUUCUAGCUUGUGUGGACUUUGUCUACGAUGAAUCUGCUCUUGAACAGCUGCAGGAGCUCGGGCUGGUGCCGCUGCUGAUCAAGCGGUUGGUUGAGCUUGCUCGCGGAGAAGAACCGACUGCAGGAAAGAUGGACACCAACCUGUCCUUUAGUUCUCCAUGCUCUGAACUGAUGACCUCAUGUUUUGACUCGUUUGACUUCUCAGCCCUUGAAGGGAACAAGAGGGAGGAUGUGAGCAAAGACCAGACGUCAGGAUCUUCCAGCUUCCUCAGCCUUAGGUCUUGGCUGGUUUCUGAGGGUCUGAUCUCAUCUGAGGGUGAGCUGACUGAAUCCCCAUGUGGAAGUGAAGUCUUUGGUAGCAGCCCUCAAUCCUCCAUCUCAUCGUCACCUUGCUCUGAGAUCUCACAAAGCUCAACAUUGCGUCCGCCCCACUUUUCUCCCUCCACCCGCUCCAAACUCAUCCGGCUCUCCUCUUCCUCCUCCUUCUCCUCCAUUCCAAUAUCACCUCGAAAUGUACCAGGUUCGCCUUCCUCUUCACAGCCCUCCUGUGCCUCUUCCCCUCAAUCUGAGCAGCCACCUUCAGUGACAAAACCUGCCUCAUCUCCCCUCCAAAUCUCCUCUCCUCCCAGAAAGAGGCUCCGUGCCUCUUCAUCCUCCUCUACAUCCUCCUCUCGCUGUAGUGUGGUCAUGCUGGACAGCCCCCCGGUGCUGUCAAAAACCCCAGUCUACCAUCAUCCUUAUCACCCUGAGGCCUGGGCCCCAGAAUCCCCCAUUCUUCUGCUCUUGUCGCGCUUCUCCCACGCCUCAGACCCCAGCACAGCGCUCAUCAACACAACCGUUUUCUCGGGGCUGUUGUACUACCUCACCCAGCACCAUGACCCCAGCGGGCGAUGCUUUCGGAUGCUUGGGCGCCUCAGCUGCAACCCAAACUGCUUCCAGGCUUUGGUCAGAACUGGAGCCGUGGCUCUGAUCAAACAGAGACUGUGUGUGAGAGGAGAGGAGAUCAGGGGAUGCAAAGGAGUAACAGACAGACAAUCAGAGAAAGUCAAAGGCAAAAUCACACAACUAGGUUUGGGUCUGCUCAGUAAUCUGAAGGUUCAGAGCGAGUCUGGAUUUGGCACUGGAGUUCUUACACAUAUCAUGCUGUCAGGCUCUGAAUCUGACAAGCUGUACUGUGUCCUUUCUCUGCCUCUGAUUAACAGCAACAGAGUUCUUUUGAAGAAGCUGCUUUUGGAUAGUGGAGGGCUGGCAGCAGCUCUUGACCUGAUUGGCUGUCACAGAAAUGAUGAUGAUGAUGAUGAUGAUGAUGGACAAUCUGACAAAUGUUGGGCAUUUCUUGCUGGCUGGUUGCAUCCUCUUGAACAACCGUCCUCUUUGAGAUUUAAAUCCCUGUACAUCUCUCUUCUGAUUGGCUGCCUCUCCAGUCUGCUGUCAAGUUCCAAGGAGGACAGAAAGAAUUGUAGCGCAGAUUGCCAGACCAGAACAGAGACAACCCAAGUUCUGGAUAACAAAUCCCAACCGCAACAAAACCAGUCAUGUCCCUACUUAAAGGCAACUCAUGACCUAAAUUUCCUCCUCGAUGAUGGAACCCUUCUACUAGCCAAUCACGAGGCUGUCACUGGGGAAGAGGGAGCCAAAGAUGUUGGGUCUGAGUAUUUUAGAGCCCUCUUGAUGGGAGGAUUUGGGGAGGCCCAGAAAGCUAAAGGUGAGGCCAUCCGGAUCAAGGACGUAAACAGUGGGAUGCUUUUACCAGUUCUUCACUACUUACAUGGCUGUCGUUUGACUGACGGAAACAAAGACCAGAUGUCAAGGCAAGAAACAAAUUGUCUUGUUUUGUCCUCUCUAGCCUCUCAUGGGCUGCUUAGACCACCGGACGAGGUUGAAUCCUGCUUGGCAGAGGAGAAGGAAUUCCAGAAAACCCCACUGGCUGAAGUGAUGAUUGGGGCUUGUAGGUUUUUAGUACCUGGUUUACAACGGUCAGCUGAGGACCUAAGUGUGGACCUUCUCCACUCUGUAAUAAGGAGUCUGACCAAACAUUGCUGUUUGAAAGAUAGAAUGGAUGCAGGGUCAGUCUGCAAGGGUCCUGAAGGAUCACCACUGUUGACUAAAACUGAAGUGUCAAAGUGUUCCAAACAACAUUCUAAAUCCUCUCAGAGUUCCAAACAGGUUCCAUCAUCAUCUUCUGACACUGAGGCAGCUUGGCUGAGGUCUCUGCUGCCACAAGUGUACUGGUUCUCACAGCGCUACUCUUACCUGCGACUGGGUCAGGCCUGUCUGUCCAUACUGCUGCGGCCUCAGGGGCUCCAUCCUGCACCCCUUCACCCCUCCCUCUCCACUGACUGCUUCCUGCGUUUGGCGCAAGAGGCGGACUGCGCCGAAGGUCUGAGAAAGGACAUCUUAAACCUCAUCAAAACAGCCCUCAGCUAAAGGGCAAACAGUAGUGGAUAGUGAAAUGAAUGUAAUGAAUUGUUGGUGUAAACAAAUUUAAUAGCUGCUUUAAUGCACACAGAAUACACAGAAAGGGAAUGGGAAAUACUGGAUUUUUGGGAUGUUUUGAUGUGUCAAGAUUUUCAUUCAACUUCAGUUAGGCAAAAAUAUUUUGAAAAAUACUUUAGCACAUUCUAAUUCCUACUAUUUUCAUGUGCACGUUUUUUUUCCCCAAGAUGUGUUUGUAUAUGGAGUAGAAUGACCAACUGUACAUACGUAUUUUUUUUUUUUUUUUUUUUAACUUCAUUUAUUCAUCUUAUUUUGUAAAAAAGGGUUUGAUGCUGAUUCCAUGGUAAUCACAGUGCAUCCAGAUGUUGUACAUGAUUUUGUACAGUAUGUUAUGUGAAUAAUAUGCCAAGGAGAGAGAGCCGUUUAUGUUAGCUAUAUUUUUCUUUUUGUAUAUGCCACUUUAUUCAUUUAUAGAAGUCUGGAUUAUCUGAUGUAUGUUGGAGUGCCAUCUUUUUUUAUAUAUAUAUAUUAUAUAUAUGAGAAAUUGAAUCAUGGAAAUGGCCAAAUGUUGGUGGAAGGCA